ACUCAGCCCCUCCCACAGACCAUCCUGCUCGACUCGCUGCCGGUCGGAGACGAGGGCGACGCGUUGCGCCCGCACCUGUGGAAGCUCCUCCUGCAGCUCCACGUCGUGCCAGACGGCGAGCUGCACCCUCUCCUUGAUGCCCAAGCCUACCUCGAUCUCGUCUCGCGCGAUCCUUCGCCCAUGUACAGCAAGGUCCGCAACGACACGUUCCGCACCCUAGCCACCGACCAAGAGUUCCUCGACAAGGUCGGCGAGGAGCGCCUCGUGCGCUGCCUCGAGGCCUUCGUCUGGCGCCAGCAGGUCCACGCCGACCAGGGCAUCCCGUCGUCCAUCGACCCGCAAGUGCCCUACGUUCAGGGCCUCAACGUCCUCGCCGCCCCGUUCCUCUACGUCCUCCCGUCGCAGCUCGAGGCGUUCGCGUGCUUCACCACCUUUGUCGAGCGCCAGGUCCCGCGCUACGUUCAGCCCACCCUCGUCGGCGUUCACGAUGCCCUUCAUCUCGUCGACCUCUGCCUCGCCUCGAUCGACCCACCACUCUACGCCCACCUCGUCGCGUCCAACCUGACGGCCGAGAUCUACGCCUUCCCCUCGAUCCUCACCUUCUGCGCCGCGACGCCUCCUCUGCGCGAGGUACUCGAGCUGUGGGACUUUCUCCUCGCGUGGGGACCGGGCCUCAACGUCCUGUGCGUCGUCGCGCAGCUCGUCGCGAUGCGGGAGGCACUGCUGGCGGAGAAAUCGCCCAUGAAGCUCCUGCGCACGUUCCCGCCCCUGCGCUCGCGCGAGAUCAUCCCCCUCGUCGUCCAGUUCAUCGGCGUCCUCCCGGCCGACCUGUACGACGCCAUCGUCCGUCAUCCGUGGGACGACACGCUGCGCCUGCCUGGGAGGUGA
Molecule: messenger RNA, 888 nt
Organism: Rhodotorula graminis WP1
Lineage: Eukaryota; Fungi; Basidiomycota; Microbotryomycetes; Sporidiobolales; Sporidiobolaceae
Exons: 4
Biological process (GO): activation of GTPase activity
Molecular function (GO): GTPase activator activity
Source: RefSeq, a predicted model, not a curated record